AUGCUAGAACCAAGUCCAUACCAAGAUCCAAGAACUUGGAAAAUGACUCCUGCGAUGAUUCGUGCUAGAGCUCCAUUUUUCAAGAAAAAUAUGAUGGGCCUCUUACUACUAGUCGGUGUGACCGGUACCAUAUACACAUAUACGUACAGAAUGUUGAACAAAGACACGAGUUUCGCCGAUGUUCCAAUUCCUCCUAUUGAUGAGAAGGAACUAGAACAGUUGAAGAAGGAAUACGAGCUCGAAAAGGCCAAGCGUGCUCAGAAAUAG
This is a messenger RNA of Kluyveromyces marxianus DMKU3-1042, 267 nucleotides long. It is a transcript of the gene COA3, whose product is annotated as Coa3p. Gene Ontology annotation, cellular component: mitochondrial inner membrane. The coding region runs from base 1 to 267 and encodes 88 amino acids. Gene Ontology annotation, biological process: mitochondrial respiratory chain complex IV assembly. NCBI's taxonomy places the organism in Eukaryota, Fungi, Ascomycota, Saccharomycetes, Saccharomycetales, Saccharomycetaceae. The transcript has a single exon. The record is from RefSeq and is a predicted model, not a curated record.